CGAUACUUUUCUUCAAAACCCCGGUAUACUAUCGAUAGUAUCGAGUAUUUGGUAUCGAUAUCGGCCCAUCCCUACUGCAGAUGACAAAAUCGAAGCAAAAUGGAAGGUCUGCCAGACCUUGUACUGCUGAAAAUUGCCGAAUAUCUUUCGCCAGCCGAAUGUGUUCGAUUGUCGUUGACAUGCAAGAGGUUUCUUGGGCUUCUUCCUCAGUACGUGCGCUUUCUUGGCGAAGAUUUUAAAAUAACUGGUCCUCAUACUGGACACUGGACACCAGAAUUUUACUUUGAUGGCCCAGAUUUGAAAGGAAAAGUAAAGCGUUUUAGAGCGUCUGUUGAGUGGAAGGACCAAGGCUGGGGCAAUAGGAAAGGCCAGUUGAUCGUGAAGCUUAUGCGACGUGAUUCAGGGCAGAACAUGGUUAUUGCUGAAAAGACUAAUAUAUUUGGUAUAGCAGGGCAUGAUUGGGCAAACUCUACAUGUGUAUUCGUCACUCAUCCUGUUGUCAAGCUGGCAGAACCGGGAGACUUUUACAGAUUUGAAAGAAAUGCUGGUGGCGGCGGUGGACAUUCCUUGUUUGCGAGAAAGUUCACUGUUUUGCUGGAAUUUUUGAGUAAUAAAUUAUAAAGCAUAAAUUAAUUAUUUAAUUUUUAUAAUAGGUGUCUGCAUGUGAUGCUAAAAUGAAAGCUACACAGCUGGUUGUUUUUAUGUUUCAUAUGCUGUUACUGUGAGUAUUCACCUGAAACAUUUUGGCUCAGGACAAUAUUUUUGUCAUCAGUUAUAGGAGUUUUGAAAAAAUAUUGCUGAUAUCAGCAUAUUUACUUUAAAAUGUAG
Paramuricea clavata is the source of this 828-nucleotide messenger RNA. The record is from the annotation of a GenBank genome assembly. NCBI's taxonomy places the organism in Eukaryota, Metazoa, Cnidaria, Anthozoa, Malacalcyonacea, Plexauridae.